This is a messenger RNA of Trichosurus vulpecula (common brushtail), 3166 nucleotides long. It is a transcript of the gene ARB2A, whose product is annotated as family with sequence similarity 172 member A. Gene Ontology annotation, cellular component: nucleus. NCBI's taxonomy places the organism in Eukaryota, Metazoa, Chordata, Mammalia, Diprotodontia, Phalangeridae. Gene Ontology annotation, biological process: regulatory ncRNA-mediated heterochromatin formation. The transcript is spliced from 11 exons. Gene Ontology annotation, molecular function: siRNA binding. The record is from RefSeq and is a predicted model, not a curated record. Bases 124 to 1374 code for a protein of 416 amino acids.
AGAUGCUCGCCGAGGACCCCGGAAGUGCAACUUGAACUCGGCACUGGCGCCGCAUCCGGGGAGCUGAGAUCACAACAAGCGCACGAGUGAGUCCGGCCGGAGAUGAUUCUCAUCUAAGAAUUGAUGUCCAUUUCCAUCAUUUCUUUAAUUUGGUUGACACUUUGGAUAAACAUGGCACAACUCCAGCAGGGAGGUCCAGAUGAAAAAGAAAAAACUACAGCACUAAAAGAUUUGUUGUCUAGGAUAGACUUGGAUGAACUGAUGAAAAAAGAUGAGCCACCUCUUGAGUUUCCUGAUACUCUUGAAGGAUUUGAGUAUGCUUUUAAUGAAAAGGGGCAGCUGAGGCACAUUAGAACAGGCGAGCCAUUUGUGUUUAAUGCCCGAGAAGAUUUGCACCGGUGGAACCAAAAGCGCUAUGAGGCUCUUGGAGAGAUUAUUACUAAAUAUGUGUAUGAGCUCUUGGAAAAGGAUUGCAAUUUGAAAAAGAUCUCACUUCCAGUAGAUGCUACUGAGAGUGAACCAAAGAAUUUUAUCUUUAUGAGUGAGGAUGCAAUGACUAAUCCAGACAAACUGAUGGUUUUAAUUCAUGGUAGUGGUGUUGUCAGGGCAGGUCAAUGGGCUAGAAGGCUUAUUAUAAAUGAAGAUCUGGACAGUGGCACACAGAUACCUUAUAUUAAGAGAGCUAUGGAUGAAGGGUAUGGAGUAAUAGUGCUUAAUCCCAAUGAAAACUAUAUUGAAGUGGAAAAGACCAAAUCACAAGUGCUGUUAUCUUCUGAUGGUUCAGAUGAGCCAGCAGAAAAACGUGAAAGAAAAGAGAAAACCUUCAAAGAAGCAAAGAAGCGGCGUGAUUUUUAUGAAAAGUAUCGUAACCCUCAGAAAGAAAAAGAGAUGGUACCAUUAUAUAUUAGAGACAAUGGCUCUCCUGAAGAACAUUUAAUCUAUGUAUGGGAUCACUUCAUAACUCAUUCUGCAGCUGAGAACACAUUUUUUGUGGCUCACAGCUAUGGAGGACUUGCCUUUGUUGAGCUGAUGAUUCAACGAGAAGCAGAUGUAAAAAAUAAGGUAACUGCUGUGGCGUUGACAGACUCUGUUCACAAUGUGUGGCAUCAAGAAGCUGGCAAAACUAUUCGGGAAUGGAUGAGAGAGAACUGUUGUAAUUGGGUGUCUAGUUCAGAACCAUUAGAUACAUCAGUGGAGUCCAUGUUGCCUGACUGCCCUCGUGUCUCUGCAGGUACUGAACGUCACGAGCUCACUUCGUGGAAGAGUCUCCCAUCUAUUUUCAAAUUCUUUACGGAAGCUUCCGAAGCAAAGAACAGUUCACUCAAAGCAGCUCUCACUCGGCGCUCCCACAGGAUAAAACACGAAGAGGUUUAGGAGGAGUGAGAGAAAGAGAAAGGACACACAACCACACACAGCCAUGCAUACACAUGUACACACCCGCAAACACACCCGAGAGCUCGCACAGGCAUCCCUUAACUACUUAUUUUCGGCAAGCAGACUCCCAGCCCCUCAUUAGAUUGUUUUCUUCCCAGAGCACAGGGUCGUGAUGUAUACAUCUAAAUAGCGUUUUGCAUUAUUUCUAGAUGAGUGCAACUGUCAAAGCAAUAUGGGUUCACUGGUUGUGCUUCCUGUGGGCUGUAGCUUGGAUUUCGUGCUGCCCAUCAGUGCGCAGAUUAAGGCUGACAGCGGUACUGCACAGUGUAGCGUGGUGCAGCUCUAAUUGCCCUGACAUAGCCCUGCACCGAGUUGAAGGCAGAGCUUAAUAGUUUCUUCAUGGUCCUAUCGCCUGCAUUAUUUUCUGCUGCUUUGGGGGAAAAUAUAUACAUAUAUAUAUAUACAUACACAUACAUACAUACAUCACUUUUUUUCUUUUGAACAGGAGCAACCAUUAUUUUACAAACUUAAAAUUUUCGGUAGAUUUUUCUCCAUGUAUAAUAACUUCAAAUAUUGUUGACAACAUGUUAGUGGUUUUACUUUGGGGAUGACUUAAUCUCUUUAAAUUAAUAGCGCAAAUGCUUUGCAUUAUGUAGAUUUUAAAAUGUGAACUAUGCCCUCAUUAAAAACAUUAAAAAUCUAUUUUUCCUUAAGAGACUAGAGAAAACUGGUUGAAGAUCUAUCAAUUCCUAAAUCCAUUUCAUUCUACUAGAAGAACUCUGGACUUGAAAAUAAAAAUUAAAUCAAGUCUAGACAGAGAAAUAAGGAAAAGAGGAAAUUUGGAAAAGUAAACCAAAACGAAUGAAUAAUCCCUUGGGGUGUAUUUUGUGUGUAUGUAUGUAUGUCUGUAUGUAUGUGUACAUAUAUGCACUUUUUGUUUCCCAUUUUCACAUGAAACCUGUUAAGAUAUAAUAAUGAUUUAAUUGAAUUCGAAUUUAGGUUGUGCACUGAAGUUUCACUUUUAAAACUUCAUCUUGUUGGAAGUUUUUAAUCCUAAAACAAAUAGUUUAUUUUGAACUUUUAUGGAACAGAUGAAUCUGACUUUUUUUGAGACAGGAAUUUUUGGAUAGCAUCAAAAAAAUUAAUCUGUGCACUCAAGUCUUUUCCUUUUAUAGGUCUAAGUCAGGCCAACACUAUUCUUUUACUCUACUUAGAGUUAAAGAAUAUUGUUCUGACUGAAAAGUGAAGAAUUGGAAUAAAAGAUUUUCUCUUCUUGGUCCAAUAGUAAUAUUUUUAGCUCUCCACUUGCUUUUGAAGAUCUCCUCUAAAAUUCCAGUUGCUCUGUAAUCAGAUCCAGUCGAAAUCUCUACAACACUGUGAAAUAUCAGAGCUAAAAUAAGUCAUGAUUUUUCUGAUAAUUUUGAUUCAAAUAUUACAUUGUAACAUGUUGAGUUUAUAAUUGUUGUAAAAAAAACUCCAUUACCUUGUGAAGGUUCUAUUUAUGAUAGAUGAAGGAUGAAUUUAAUAUUUUGUCACCUUUAAAAAAAUUUACUACUACGGAGAUAUUUGUCUUAUUUGAUGACAUCAUGAAAUGCACCAAAAAUGUCAUAGGAUUGGCUGGUCAGAAAAUCAGUUGAAAUCAUUCACCUCAUAAUAAGCAUUUGUACAUCAUGUGCUCAUAUCAGCAAGUUUUGAAACUGCUAAUGUCUGAUACAGUGCCUGGAAUGCAUGUACACUAAUUAAUUCUUAUGGUUUUGAUGAUGGCAAAUUAAAGUGAUCUUUUCUUCAGUGG